GUGGCAACCGUUGCACCUUUAUACAGUGCAGCUUGAGUGACGUGUUUUUCUAACGACGCUGUUUUCUUUGAGGAACAGAAAUCCUCUCAUUACCGAAGAGCCGCUGCAGUUGUAAAAUGGAAAAUUCGGAUCUAGCGCUUCAUUCGGAUAACGCGGAAGACGUGGCCACGUCCUCUAGUUUCCGUCAGUUUCAGCUCCGACACUUUCAUCUGGAGCUGGACGUGGAUUUUGACAAGAAGAACGUCUCCGGGAGAGAGCGGCUGGAUUUGAAAUGCAUGCGGGACUCCCCAGAGGAGCUGGUGCUGGACAUACACCCCACUCUGGUAGUGGAGGCGGUGUCCUAUUCGCCGGGUAAAGCCGGUAACGCAGACUCGAUCAAAAUCGAGCAUGAAACGCGGAGCUUUACAAGCUACGGGACUUCGCUGGUUUUGAAAUUCCCUGUUCAAUGGAAACGAGGAGACGAGUUGCGCGUUGACAUUGAGUACACUGCAACUGACGGGCCGGGGGUGUGCUGGCUGGAUCCAGAGCAGACCGCGGGGAAGAACAAACCCUUUGUGUUCACCCAGGGUCAGGCGGUCCUGAACCGAUCCUUCUUCCCGUGCUUUGAUACCCCCGCUGUGAAAAGCACUUACACGGCCUCGGUGAAGGUGCCGGAGGGGUUUACAGCGGUGAUGAGCGCGACCUCCCGGGAGCACAGGCAGGCAGACCGCACCUUCCUCUUCAGCAUGGUGCAGCCGGUCCCCUCCUAUCUGGUGGCCCUCGCGGUCGGGGACCUCGUCUCUGCGGACGUGGGGCCCAGGACACGCGUGUGGACUGAGCCCUGCCUCCUCCAGGCUGCUCAGCAGGAGUACGACGGGGUGAUCGAGGAGUUCCUCGCCGUCGCAGAGAAGCUGUUUGGACCCUACGUGUGGGGCAGGUACGACGUGCUGUUCAUGCCCCCCUCCUUCCCUUUCGGGGGCAUGGAGAACCCCUGCCUCACCUUCGUCACCCCCUGCCUGCUGGCCGGGGAUCGCUCCCUGGCUGACGUCAUCGUGCACGAGAUCUGCCACAGCUGGUUCGGCAACCUGGUCACCAACGCCAACUGGGGGGAUUUCUGGCUGAACGAGGGCUUCACCAUGUACGCACAGCGGAGAGUCUGCACCCAGAUCUACGGCGCUGCCUACGCCAGUCUGGAAGCCGCUACGGGCCGAUCUCUCCUCCGGCAGCACAUGGACACCACCGGAGAGGAGCACCCUCUCAACAAGCUGCGUGUGCAGAUCAAGCCAGGAGUGGACCCCGAUGAUACGUACAAUGAGACCCCGUAUGAGAAGGGGUUCUGCUUCGUGUCCUACCUGGCUCACCUGUGCGGGGAGCAGAGCCGAUUCGACGCCUUCCUGAGGGGCUACGUGGACAAGUUCAAGUUCCGCAGCAUUCUGGCUGAAGACGCUCUGGAGUUCUACCUGGAAUAUUUCCCUGAUCUGAAGGAGAAAGGGGUUCACGAAAUCGCAGGGCUGCAGUUUGAGAGCUGGUUGAACACUCCGGGCUGGCCCCCCUACCUGCCUGACCUCUCCCCAGGGAUGACCCUCAUGAAGCCCGCUGAGCAGCUGGCACAGUUGUGGGCUGCAGAGACCCUGGACCUCCCUGCCAUCAAGGCUGUGGACACCAGCUCCUGGAAGACCUACCAGACUGUCUACUUCCUGGACAAAAUUCUGGAGAACUCUCCCUUGCCCACAGGGAACGUGCAGCAGCUCGAGGAGCUGUACCCCAACGUGUCGAAGGCGAGGAACGCGGAGCUGCGUCUGCGCUGGGCUCAGAUAGUCCUGAAGAAUCACCACGAGCCGCAGUUCCACCAAGUCAGGAGCUUCCUGCACUCCCAGGGAAAGCAGAAGUACACCCUCCCCCUCUACAGAGCCAUGUGGAGCGGGACAGAGCAAACCAAAGCCCUGGCGAUGGAGAUAUUCUCCUCUACAGCCAAGCAGCUGCACUCCAACGUUCGCAGCUAUGUGAAGAGAAUCCUGUCCUGAGCCCUGCCUCCUCCAGCCCUCCGGAGAGAGAGAGAUAGUCCUUUCACUUUUUAUAUUCCAUCCUCAACGGACCCCGCAGUUCUAUAAUAAAACAUUCAGUCGAGUUUAUCUUGUUUUUUCCUUUCGUUAAGAUGCUCGCAACGUCAGGAUUCCUCAUCUUCCAUGCUUUGAAAACAAAAGCUGGCAAGUUCUCCUUACGGUUGUUUUCACAGAACCUGCCCAAAUUAACAUCAGUUAGCCCAAGACUGGCGUCUGUACAACUUCCAUUAGUUAAAAUGGCACUAGAAUGAAAAACAGUGUUAGUGUACCAUGCAGACACUUACAGAAUCAACAUUAACCCUUUCUUUAGACCUUACCUAUCAAUUACCCAAGCACUGACGAAACAAACAGAUACGAGACCACAAUGGUUUUGUUAGACUGCAUCUUUUUAUAUGACUGUUAGUACCCUAUAGUGAAUCUAGUUCUUUUUAGUGCCCUAAAUUACAGAGAUGAACACACAAAAGGAUAUGAGUAUUUCUCCAGACUAACCCACAUAAGGCACGACACUUGCUCCGGUACUAACUGCACUUCCAGAUAUUUGCAGUGAGGUUAGCAGCACACUUUCAGGUACCCAGUUUGCACACACGCUGCUGAGCAAGGAGGCACGCUUCUCAAUGCAACCUGCCACAAAACAACAUCCUCGCGUCAAGCUGCCUGCUUUCUGACUGAGCAGCGAAACUCAGCAAGACAUGAGGGGGCUAGACCACAAGUUUGUUUUGUUGUUUAAUGGAAAAAAAAAAAAAACCAACAACUAUAAUUUCUUGCUAAAA
Acipenser ruthenus (sterlet) is the source of this 2812-nucleotide messenger RNA. Its product is annotated as aminopeptidase B. The record is from RefSeq and is a predicted model, not a curated record. Lineage: Eukaryota; Metazoa; Chordata; Actinopteri; Acipenseriformes; Acipenseridae. Gene Ontology annotation, molecular function: zinc ion binding; metalloaminopeptidase activity. Gene Ontology annotation, biological process: proteolysis. Bases 117 to 2003 code for a protein of 628 amino acids. The transcript is spliced from 11 exons.